AUCUUUAAGGGUCAUCAUAUUGUAGAGGACAAUGUUCAGGAAGAACAGACUUCAAUUGGUUGAGAAGUUGUAAAAAUCCUAAUACAAACAGUGGGAAUAGAUGUCAACAGUAAAACAUUCAAUGGACUACUUCCUCUUUGCGUAGCCGUGAGAUUGGGCAGCCUUCCUUUGCUAAAUUUUCUACUUGGAAAAAAAGCUGAUCCAAACAUAUUGGACGAUAUGGAUGAAACCCCAUUAUCACUGGCUCUCAUCCAUGGUGACAUGGAUAUUGUGAAAGCGUUGGUGGAAGCCAAUUCUAACGUAAACCAUAUAGGUUUUCUUCCAGGAAACAGUUCUGAACAGAAAGAAUCCUUGCUAAGCAGGUUUUUGGAUAAAAAAGGAUCUUGUGCAAGUUUAGAACAAAGGACAUUACUUGUGAACUUUCUCAUUAAAAAUGGCGCAAGUGUAAAUCUUGACAAAAAGGGCGUAGAUUCUCCCUUGAUCAAAGCUGUAAAACUUGCAUUUUUUUCAUUCUCACAGAAGAAAGCACAAGACGUGGGUCUUUCUUUGUCAGCUUUAGAUUUAGUAGCAGAGCUCCUGAAACUUGGAUCAAAUAUUAACCACGGAGGCAAAAAUUUGAUGACAGCUCUACAUGUUUAUUGCAAGCAAAAAGGGGGUAACAUAACAUUUCUAAAUGAGGAGGAGGAUGACGACGAAGACGAAGGUGACAGCGAAACUGGAAACGUUGAUGAAGCAAACAAUCCUCUUUACAAAAUUUUUAAGUUACUGUUAAAUUCGGGGGCUUCAGUAAAUGUCCAGGCGAAAAGUGGAGCGACACCUGUGCACAUUGGGCUCAGACGUAGAUGUAUCCCCGAAGUUUUAGAUAUGUUAAAUGAAAAUUUUGAAGCAAACACCAAGGAUGCGUCAGGUGUUACAUGUCUUAUGCUUGCUUGGAAAUACGGCGAAGAACAGAUUAUCAAGGCACUACUUAAAUGUGGAGCAGAUGUAAACUUGGAAGACGAAAGUAGCAAUACGGCAUUGCAUUACUUAUGCAAAACUGGCCAAAACAUGGAAAUCCUCGAUACUCUCGUGCAAGGUGGAUCCCAUAUAAAUGCUGUUAAUAAAGAUGGAUACAGCCCAUUGAAUAUCUAUGUCAAAGAAGCUCAACGUCUGGAAAAAGAAAUUGUCAUUGAUCUGUUAUCCAAAGGCGCGGAUCCUAAUUGCUGUCCAGGAGGAUGUGAAUCCCCUCUAACUAAUGCAUUGAACAGAGUCGAAUAUGAAACAGCAAAAGUCCUUUUGAAAGCUGGAGCGCUUGUAAAUUAUAUUAGCAGAUCUGGUAUCUCACCGCUUUCCAUGGCAGUCUCAAAAACGAAAGAAAGGCGCAGGUUUUUUGCAAUAACCGAAGAAAAAGCAAAGAAAACAAAGCAGCGAGAAGAGAUGGUGAACUGUCUUUUAGAGGCUGGUGCCGAUACCAAUAUCCAGACAGAGAAUAAAACCUCACUAGUUUGCAGUCUGCUGUCGAGUCCUUUUAGACAAGAUACCCUGGGAAUUCUUUCUGAUCUUUUAGAGCAUAAUGGUAACCCCAACAUUGGGACAGAAAAUCCAUUAUGUUUGGCCGCAAGACUAAAUAUAGAUAUCGUGAAAUUACUUUUGAAAUUUGGGACAAAUGUUAAUAGAAAAGGGUCAAAGGAGAACACGCCACUGGUAGAAUAUUUACUAAGUUUACAAACAGGAAAAAGGGACGACCAGAUGGAAAUUUUGAAGUCUUUGGUUGAAGCUGGAGCAGACACAAAUAUUGCAAGCAACACUGGAAAAUGCCCUUUAGAAAUUGUUCUUGAGGACUACCUUGUUUUAUUGGAUGAAGGUUUUGUAAACAAGGUUAGACGAGCAUCGUUAUGGCACUCAUAUUAUUCUGAAGAAAAUGCUAAAUUACACUUACAAAAACUCUUAUCCCUCUUAAUCGAUGCUGGCGCAAAUUGUAGUCAACGUAAAAUGGGUGCCGAUUCGGUAUUACACAUAGCUGUGGCUAUUGGUGAAAAAAAUAUUGUGGAAAUGCUCAUUAAAAAUGGUUCUGAUGUAAAUCAUAUAGGAGAAAACAAAGACAUGCCUUUACAUCGAUAUUUAAAGAGAGAUACAACAAUGAACGGAACUCGAGAGACUGUACUGGAUGUUCUUUUAUCAUAUAAUGCGAAUCCAAAUGCAAAAGAUGGAGAUGGCAACACCCCAUUAUGUCUUUCUCUACGAACAAAUGCAGAGGACUUCCGAAAAUUACUUGCAGCAGGAGCUGAUCCGUUUUCUAAAGAAGAAAAUGUUUUACAGAAAUGUGUCAUGUCGGAUGAUCUUUCCUUUCUUAACGUGCUGCUUCAGGAGAAAGGAACAUUAUUUAUAUGCAACAGUCUCUUUUCCAAAUUUUGGGAGAGACAAAAUGGUGUUACGUUUUUAAGAAACAGAUCUCUCAUCGCAACUGUGACAUUACAGAUGUUAAGUUCACCCCAGGAGCUUAACGUAAAUAUAAAAAACCGCUUGGGAGCAACACCUCUUCUCUUCUUUUGUGAACAAAAUAAAGACUUGGUUGUAAAAAGGCUGCUAGAAAGAGGAGCAGAUGUUAACACCGUACACAAUGAUGGACGAACCGCAUUGCAUAUUAUAAUUUGCUCUAGGGAUAGAGAUGCUAGAUAUACCAUUCUUACGCUUUUAAUGAAGAAGAAUCCUGAGUUGAAAAUUAUGGAUUCAUCUGGGAAGACAGCCUUCCAAAGAGCAGAGGAAGAGUACCAAGACAAUAUUUACUACAAGCGCAUCGAUUACAAAUGGUUGUCAAUUUUUAUGAAAGAGGCGCUGCUUGCAGGACAAAUUUGCGAAAAGUCUCAUCUUAAUUCCUUGCUUGUCUUGGCAUCGCAGAAAAAACAUUUUGAUUUAAUGACCAUUUUGGUGGAGAAAGGUGCAGAUUUAACAGUCAAAAAGGACCAAAAGGGAGUUUUACAUCUUUGUUGGUCACUUCAGUACCAUUAUGAAGAGAGAGCGAAUGUAUCUUCUGAAGAAUGUCUGAAUUUCUUACGGAUAUAUAAAAAACACGGUGGAAAAAUGGACGACUUGGACAGGGAUGGGAACACACCACUAGUGUUGUUUUUGAAACAUGGACUUUACGACUUCGACGCCGCUCCGGAUAAACUGGUGGAUCUGAGAGACGAGAUAGUGUCACUUCUUGCUUGUGACGGAUCGACAGUAAGAAAACGGGACAACACAGGAUCGUCGGCUAUACACAUUGUCUCAUCAGAAGGAUGGUUAAGCACGAUGAAAAUCCUUGUACAAAAGGGGGCCAACAUUUCCGAGAAAGAUGACAAACAAAAUACAUGUCUUCACCUCUGCUCAAUGGGAGCCCCUGGUGAAUUCUUAUAUGACAUUAUCGUAUAUCUAGUUGAAAGAAAGGCAGUAAUAAACGAAUUAAACAUCAGGGGUGAGAGUCCACUUUUUAUUUUGGUUGAUAAAAGAGGAACUUUGUCUGAACUUAAGUGUAUCGAUGUCAUUGAAUACCUGCUGAAAAAGGGAGCUCUUCCAAAUCUACAUCUCAAGCUGUGUAACCCUCUAGUAGCAGCGAUUCGUUCAGCAAGUGUAAAACUAAUCCAUCUCCUCUUGGACUACCACGCAAAAGUAAAUGAAAUUGAAGAUGGACCUACCGCUUUGCACAUUUUCUUCAGAUGUUUUCGCAGCUUCAAUAAAAUCAACCAAGAUGAUAUAGAGAAUGUGGCACACAGAAUAUUGAAGAAAGGGGCAAAUGUAAAUGACAGAGAUGAUACCGGAAAGACUGCUCUUCAUCUUGCUAUCAAAGCUCUUUGUUCCGUUGACCGAAAAUGCAACACAGAGAGUAUUAUCCAGCAACUUCUUGAUUAUGGUGCAGAUAUAAAUGCUGUAGACAAAAAUGGACAUACUCCAUUAAGUAUAGUCUGUGAAACAAGAGGUUCGACUGACCGUGCUCAUCUAGGUUGUUGUUUAUUAUCAAAAGGAGCGGAUCCAAACAUUGACUUUGCAUUAAACCAGUGCAUGCGAAAUAUUGAUUAUUACGGUUUAAAUGCUGACUGGAAAAUUUUCAUACUGUCUUUGAUACAAAACGGAGCUGAUCCAAAUCAGUACAGAGAUGGCAAACCGCCAAUACAUUUUGCUAUUAAGUCAGGGCAUUCAGAUAUUGUAAAAUUUCUUAUAGAAAAAGGAGUAAAUAUUCAGUCGUGUGAUAAAGAUGAAAAUACAUGCUUGCAUUUAGCGUGCGAUUUGAAGACAGAAUCUGAAAGGUAUGAAAUAGCUUCGCUUUUGCUUGAACAUGGAUGCAGUGUCAACAAAUCAAAUAAAUGUGGAACAACUCCAUUAUCAAAUGUCAUAAAAAGAAUGAUAGAAGAUACCAACUCCAUGAAAAUCGAACAUUCAGAAACAGCGACAGUUGCAAAAGUUGACCUUUCCUUGUUCAAUUGGUUGAUUUGCGGUGGUGCUAAAAUAGAUCCUGUUGUAAAAACAUCAACAUCGUACAGUUACUAUGGAAAAUCGAUAUUGUCCAUUUUGCUGAGAAAUGGAUUUUUUGGGGCAGCAGCUACCUUGCUAAAAUGCGGAUAUAACUGGAAAGAUGAUGGAGACUUUAAGAACGUGGACUUUUCAAAUCAAGAAAAUUCAACAAUUUUAAUAAAUGGCAAACGGUACAACAGAAUUAGCUACGAACAAGAGAAAAAUUUAUUUUUAAAUGUUUUGAAGAAACAAGAAGAAAAAGAGGAGACAUCGCUUUCAUCAUUAUGCAGAUAUGCAAUACGAAUGAACUUAACUGAGGCUGGACAAGGAGCCGAGAUAGAAUCCAAAAUCAUGCUGCUGCCCGUUCCCGGACGAAUCAAAACCUAUUUGUCUUUAAGAGAACACACACAAGACUUUGAACAAAUGCAGUUAGAGUCAAAAGAAAGCACCCCAGCAGGUAUCAGUAUACAAACACUAAUGGAUGCUUACUAUCCCCGUGGAAUUGUUAUUGAUGAAUAUUAUGGAAGAGAUGAUUCUGAUGUUGAUGAGUAUAUGUAUUACCACGGAAAUGACAGUGAUUCUGAUGACUAUUAUUAUUAAUCAACAGUCUGUUUAUUAGACAAGGACAUGGUGUAAAAUUGUUCAUAUCAAUUUGCAACAAUUUGAUUUGUAAUUGUUUCUUAACAGAUUUAGAUUUUUGAUUCAGAGACGAUAACUAGAUUUUAAACCUUAAAUGUUGCACAUAUAUUAUCAUUUAUGUUUUUAAUUGUAAAAUAAGUCAAAUUAACAUUUUUGGUGGCAGAAGUAAAAAAAUGUCUAGACUUUAUUUAUUUUUAUAAAAAUAGCGGGAAAAAAUCAGCUUCAUUUUUCUGCUGUUUGGAUAGAUGUGUAAUGAUGUCAACAAAAAACAUUCAUGUACGAGUGUGACAAUACAAUAAUGCAUCAGCAUUUUUUUCUUUCAAUUGUGUAUAAUAUUAAAUCAAGUGGCAUAUCAAUUCAUAGAUGUAAUGGCAAAUUUAUUAAAACUAAUGGUAACAGUACGCAAGAUUUUUAAACAUCAAAUAAUAAAACUAAUUUUGAAAUAUUCUUUUGCGAUAACAUAAAAUACGGGCAUAAACCAAACUUAUUUUAUUGUAUGUGAUGCGAUUUUAAAAAUUUCCACUUACAUGAGCAUCAUCUCAUAAUACCGAGCGACAUUUAAGAUUUAAAAGAAUUCAUUGAUACAUUGAAAGUUACACAAUCUGACAAAUCUCACAAGUGCAUGCAUUUCAUGGCAUUCAUUUUUGACGAUUUCGUGUUACAACCCUAAUUAGAGGUCAUUCCACAUACUGGCCUGUAUUUUAGAUUUUACAAAUUUACUUUUUAUGUCAUGCUUAAAUAUCUAUGCCUUAAAUUCCAUAGUUUUUCCCUGAAAAGGAAGAGGCUAGAGUAUGCACAGAAAAUAAUUUUGAAGCAAUCGGCUUGUCAUACUUGAGUAUUAACCCAUCAGAAUUCUACACAAAUACACUUGUUUUCAUUUUUAUUAGUAACACAUUUUUGGAGUUCACAUUUUAUGUUAUAUUGAAAACUAGGGAAUAUAUCAGCAUUUAUGUUUCAACCAAUAAAAUUACAGAAUACUUUUAUGCACUUGUUUGUUUUCAAGAGCUUCUGUGUUUGUAUCUAUAUUGUAGAACCUUAUAAAUUGUAAUACGUACUUGUACCUUCAAAUUUUCAAAAUACAAGAAAAGUGGUUUUUAAACAAUGAAUUAUAAAUUCAGUCCAAAAGCCGUGAUAUUGGUACUUGAGAUUAUUUCAUUAAUGUCUAUGUAAUUUUUAUUGUUACUUACGAUAUCAACACUUUGAAAAUUGACUUUGUUGAAAAAUUACACGCCAACUUUUUGCCCUGUAUUCGAUCUAGAAGAUAUCAUAAAAGAUUCGUACACAUAUCAUCUAAAAUAUUUAUCAGUUUAAGAAAUAAAUGUUUUCAUAAAA
Molecule: messenger RNA, 6438 nt
Organism: Saccostrea cuccullata (small rock oyster)
Lineage: Eukaryota; Metazoa; Mollusca; Bivalvia; Ostreida; Ostreidae
Exons: 17
Coding region: 220-5067 (1615 amino acids)
Biological process (GO): protein localization to ciliary inversin compartment
Cellular component (GO): ciliary inversin compartment
Molecular function (GO): protein binding
Source: RefSeq, a predicted model, not a curated record